Molecule: messenger RNA, 1689 nt
Organism: Schizosaccharomyces osmophilus
Lineage: Eukaryota; Fungi; Ascomycota; Schizosaccharomycetes; Schizosaccharomycetales; Schizosaccharomycetaceae
Product: ubiquitin-protein ligase E3
Exons: 1
Coding region: 1-1689 (562 amino acids)
Source: RefSeq, a predicted model, not a curated record
AUGGGGCAAUCUGGAUCCUUACCGAGUCAGAAUAACGGUAGAGAAGCAUUAAGAGGAAGAAGUCAAGAAUUUGAAAGAAAUAAUGAAACUGGAGGGGUGGAUAAUUCACGACCCCGAAACUUGUGGGAUCGAUUGUCUUCAGUAAGUCAUCUGCUGGGUUGGAGCCGAGAAAAGCGUCGUCCUAGUCUACGAGAUGAACGAAGAAAUAAUGCAUCGAUUGUAGAAAAUACUCAUCAACAGAAUCCGACGUGGAUCAAUUCAGCGAACGAUCGCCGCGAAAGGCGUCCAUCAAUACGAUCUCUAAGUCCUAGAGCUGACCCAGGUUCAACGCGAACGAGGGAAAAUUUAGAGCAUAAUAUAGAGGAUGGCGAUGCUUCCCGAUUAUCGGCUUUUCAAAUAGCUCAACGAGAGUUUGAACGUGCGGAGAGGCAAUUUCGCUCAAGUAUAGCGGCUUUACAUGGAUUUAGUCUGGAUCAGGGCAACCAAAGUACAAGAGGAGAAAAUAUUUCUUCUUCGAAUGCUGCUGAAAUAAACAACUCGACAGACGGUCAUGAUACGAGCCAUGCACUUCAUCAUGAAGAAUUAAGCGAACGAUCUAAUGCUCAUGUCGAUGAUAUUAAUAUGGAAAAUUAUACUAGAAGUGUUAUGAAUUAUCUCAAUAUGCAUGAAAACCAACAAGAACGAGUACCGGUCCAAAAUGACGGUCAAUUGGCCAUGCUGUCGAGGUUCAUAUUCUCAGUUGCAUCCGGUUGGGUAACAGUCUUAAUGAACUCUUCCACUGUUCAUAGAGAAAACCCAAUGCAGACGCCGUUAACUUCAGAGGAAAGGCCGAAUUCUGGAAACGAGUCGUUUGAAGAAUUUCUUACCCUGCUGCGUUCCGGUCAGUUGAUGGAAGCGAUGCACCCCGAGAACAAUACACAUCACGAAGAAAUAGAUGAAGACGUGUCUUCGAUCAACUUGUUUCGAACGUUUCGAUUUGAUUCGCUUCACAGGAACCACGAGGGUCAAGUAGUUAUCCCAAUCAUCAUAGUUGGAAUCCGUAGUUUACGACCGAACACAAAUGAGGAGGAUGAUGGUCAAAAUCAAGAACCUCAAAACCUAAUGCAUCCCUCAGAUUUCCUUUCUUCUAUGGCGAAUGACUCUCAAAAUAUGUCAUCUCUAUCGGAUCAGUCGAAUGAUUCUGAAAAUAUAAGAAAUGAACAAGAAUGUGCGCCGACGGAUUUACCGACUGCUUCCAAUCAACAGGGGGCACCUAUUUCAUCUUUGGAUGAUUACGACGGCCACAGCCAUGUAUCGGCAGAGCAUGCGCAACCUAGAAGCUGGGCGAUUUAUGUCCGGGAGGCUUUUCUUCCCGAAAACCAUCCGGUUUUGCGUGCACCAUCGUUGUUUACGGAUUCACCUACGUAUGAGGAUAUGUUGCUUUUGAAUUCGAUCAUUGGAAGUGUAAAGCCUCCAGUUGCGGUGCAAAAAGACCUUGACCGAGCAGGAGGGAUUUUUCCCAUGAUGGAGCCGGACGACAGAUGUUUGGUUUGUUUAUCGGAUUAUGAGCAAGGAGACGAAUGUCGUCGCUUGUUGAGCUGCGACCACUUCUUUCAUCGAGAGUGUAUUGACAAAUGGCUACUUUCGAGUCAGAACUCUUGCCCGUUGUGCCGAGCCAAGGGUGUUGCAUCGGAAGCGGUCGCCUUUUGA